Messenger RNA from Oryzias latipes (Japanese medaka), 3382 nucleotides. RefSeq names its product ATPase H+ transporting V1 subunit B2 (gene atp6v1b2b). Gene Ontology annotation, molecular function: proton-transporting ATPase activity, rotational mechanism; ATP binding. Gene Ontology annotation, cellular component: proton-transporting V-type ATPase, V1 domain. Lineage: Eukaryota; Metazoa; Chordata; Actinopteri; Beloniformes; Adrianichthyidae. Gene Ontology annotation, biological process: vacuolar acidification; ATP metabolic process; proton transmembrane transport. The record is from RefSeq and is a predicted model, not a curated record.
GUGUGGGAGAUGUCGGCGCUGCUGGGAGCUGGUCCUGAGGAUGACCACCUGCCGCGGUCCAGAUGAAGGCCGUCGCAGCAUCACGACGGCUCUCCAGAACCGCCUCUGAACAGAAAGAGGUUCUGACCCGAGUCUGGCCCCAGGACCAGGAGCGGCCCCCACCAUCACAGUUUAGAAGUCCAGAAAGGUCAUGAGAUGAUUGUUCAUCCCAGACUGUUUCUGAAGAAAAACAUUUACAAAAGGACUGAAAAAUGUUGAAUCAUAAGAGUUUCUUCCACUUUUCGGACUCCUGCUUUGGGGGGGAGAUGAUGCAGCAGGUGAGUGCUGCGCAUGCGCCGUGGUAGUCACGACCCGCCGCCGCAGGAGGAGCAAACAUGGCGAUGAAGGCGCUCAGAGGGAUGAUGAACGGCGCCAUGAACGAGCUCUCCUCGGCCGUGAGCGGCAGCAGGCCCGCCGCCGCCCCGGGCCCCGCCGGGACCGCCGCCCCCAGGGAGCACGCCGUGGCCGUGAGCCGCGACUACAUCACGCAGCCGCGCCUGACCUAUAAGACGGUGUCUGGGGUCAACGGGCCGCUGGUGAUCCUGGAUCAGGUGAAGUUUCCCAGAUACGCGGAGAUCGUCCACCUCACCCUACCUGACGGGACCAGCAGGAGCGGGCAGGUUCUGGACGUGAACGGCUCCAAGGCUGUGGUGCAGGUUUUUGAGGGAACUGCAGGCAUCGAUGCCAAGAAGACCAGCUGUGAGUUCACGGGCGACAUCCUGCGAACGCCGGUUUCUGAAGACAUGCUGGGGCGGGUCUUUAACGGGUCGGGAAAACCCAUCGACAGAGGACCCGCCGUCCUGGCCGAAGAUUACCUGGACAUCAUGGGCCAGCCCAUAAACCCUCAGUGUCGCAUCUAUCCAGAGGAGAUGAUCCAGACCGGAAUCUCCGCCAUCGACGGCAUGAACAGCAUAGCCAGAGGCCAGAAGAUCCCCAUCUUCUCUGCAGCGGCUCCGCACAACGAGAUCGCAGCUCAGAUCUGUCGGCAGGCUGGUCUGGUGAAGAAGUCUAAGGACGUGAUGGUCUACAGCGAGGACAACUUUGCCAUCGUCUUUGCAGCUAUGGGGGUCAACAUGGAGACGGCUCGGUUCUUCAAGUCAGACUUUGAGGAGAACGGAUCCAUGGACAACGUCUGCCUGUUCCUAAACCUGGCCAAUGACCCAACUAUUGAGCGGAUCAUCACCCCACGGCUGGCGCUGACGGCGGCGGAGUACCUAGCUUACCAGUGUGAGAAGCACGUGCUCGUCAUCCUCACCGACAUGAGUUCCUACGCGGAGGCGCUCCGAGAGGUGUCUGCAGCCAGAGAGGAGGUCCCGGGUCGCAGAGGUUUCCCCGGAUACAUGUACACAGACCUGGCAACCAUCUAUGAGAGGGCGGGCAGAGUUGAAGGGCGCAGCGGGUCCAUCACCCAGAUCCCCAUCCUCACCAUGCCCAACGACGACAUCACCCACCCGAUUCCUGACCUGACGGGGUACAUCACAGAGGGGCAGAUCUAUGUGGACAGACAGCUUCACAACAGACAGAUCUAUCCUCCCAUCAACGUGCUGCCGUCUCUUUCUCGACUGAUGAAGUCCGCCAUCGGGGAGGGAAUGACCCGCAAAGACCACGCAGAUGUUUCCAACCAGCUGUACGCAUGCUAUGCUAUCGGUAAGGACGUCCAGGCCAUGAAGGCGGUGGUUGGAGAGGAGGCUCUGACUGCUGACGACCUGCUUUAUCUGGAGUUCCUCAGCAAGUUUGAGAAGAACUUCAUCUCCCAAGGAGCCUACGAGAACAGGAGCGUGUUUGAGACUCUGGACGUGGGCUGGCAGCUGAUGCGGAUCUUCCCCAAAGAGAUGCUGAAGAGGAUUCCUCAGAGCACUUUGGCCCAGUUUUACCCGCGAGAAGCCAAACAUUAGCCGGACGCUGCCGCUUCCGCUGGCGAUGCCGCUGCCUCCUGCAUCCAUGCGUCGUGGUGUUAUGAUGCUGUUCCCAUCGUGGACGCUUGUGGCUUUCAUGUGGAAGCAGAAGGAGGCGGAGCUCUUGGUUAAGGGAGGAGUCAAAGGUUAGAGUCGUGAUGCUGAGUCAGACGUUUGGAGGAACCGAGUCCGUUUCCCAGAGAGGAUCCUGAAUGCAGAUGAAGGAGAGAUGGAGGUGAAAAAUGAUGGGGCUGAGCCACAACAACACAACAACGACACAAUAGCAUAUCUACACAACAACAACACAUAAGCUGCUCAGACCCAUCUUUCAUCUUUCAGAGCUCCGGUUCCGAGUUUUCAGUCAGUUAGACGGUUAGAGUGGAAAAACUGGACCGAAACAGCCAUCAUUAUGGGAUGUAAACAGAGUAGAAAGGAAGCAACCGUGACGAUGAGUCACAGCAGCUCUUUGAAAUGUGAUGCAGACUCCUUAAAACAACGUUUAAAUUGACACACCUUGCUUCUCACUGUUUUCCCAUCAAUCUAUACGUCAUAAACACGUAUCGGCGUACCUUAACAGCAGACGUGUCCUCAGUAACAACCUUGCAGCACGCCUCCAUCAGACACACACACACCAAAGGAAACCGUGUUGAUCCUGACGUUGAGACAGACGUUCAAGUUGGUCAGCCAAAUAUAGAGUUUAAAUCAGUGAACUAUCCUGACAAGGACUGCAAAGACCAGGACUUCCAGUAUUCUUUGUGUCGUUGCUUUGCCCCGCCCUCUUAACUCCUGGCCAAUGACUGAAGAGAUCGUUAGUCACAUGGUUUUGUUUACAAGCUUUAGUCUGAAUGAGAAAUCUCUGGUAGACGGCAGUCUGGAUUCAGACCAAACACCAGGUGCAGGACUUGGUUUCCAGUCUGAAUGCAUUCUUGGAUUCAACAGUUAAAGAAAUGUGUGUGUGUGCUUCUGUGAGCCGCACACACACCCAAACACACACACUGAAACUGGAAAUGGUCUGUUUGCAGAGGAAACUCUUCUCAGCAGCUGAGAAGGAGCAGGAGAAAACAGACGAAUGUCGAGGAGAACUUCAGAACACAACCUGAGCUCAUUCAGAUCAGCUGAUUCUGUUGGUUAGAGCAGAAAGAACAGAAACACUAAACGGUUUGUGAAGCUGGUCUCUGCUGCUGAGCAACCUUUGAUGUUCCGUCUGCAUGCGUCUGAAUCGUUUGUGACUAAUGAGAGUAAAUUCUGUCAGAACUUCUGGAUUCUUUGCUGAUCUGCUGGAUUAUUUUUGUGUACAUUCAGUAGUUGUGCGUCAGUGUUGGACUUCACAUCCAUUCCUGCUGGAGCUCUGCAUGCAGACUGAAGAUAUCAACAAACUGCAUGUGUGGUCUUUGAAUGUUGGUGCCUCAACCAUCAUGUCUGUGAAAUAAAAAUUUGCUGACUCGUGA